CGCGGCCUAAGCCGGGAGACGCAACUGAGCCCUGAUGCGGGUGUGGAGGCUUUUCCUCCUUGCCUUUCAGCAGUUUGCCCCAUGAGCUCAUGCUGCUGUGACCCGGGUCUGGAGAAGAACUGCUCUUCCUUCUUCUUUCCUGUACUUCAGUAGCUGAUAAGAAAGCCUGGGAACUGGGAAGGAGGUCAACCCUCCCGUCAGAUGUAGGGCUUGGUUCAGGGGAUGAGAGUCCUGUCAGGCAGUUGACACUACAGGAUGAGUCACUAGGCUUGCUGAAUCCAAGUUGGAGGCUCAGAUGUGGGCAGUGCACAGAAAGAGGAAUUGCUCUUUGAGUGCAAGCUCUCAGGUUCCUGGAGCAGCAGCACAGCGUUGCUAAUGACACAGCUGUGCAGAUGGUGACUUUCUGGGUAACCAUGAGUGGAAGGGGUAGAGCUGUGGGUGAGAGUUCUUGGCUGUCUGAGCAAUAACUGUAGAAUCUUCUAAAGUUACAUAAUCUGAAAUGGCAAGAUUUUGAUCUUACUUGAUGAGUUGAAGGUAUCCCUCCUUCCUGUUCUUCUACUGCAAACUGGAGAGAAAAGAGGGCUAGAAUGAAAAAUGACAGAAACCAUCAAAAAUACAGAGCUAUUCUGAAGAAAGAAAAGCGGAAAAAAAAGCGUCAGGCACUUGCCAAACUGAGAGAUUCAGAAGCUACAGAAAAAGAUGAAUCAAUGUCUGAGGAGGAAGAAGAGGAACUGGAAGAAGAGGAAGAAGAAGAAGAAGAAGAAAAAAAACUUGAGGCAGAAAGACAAAAACUACAUGAGCAGUGGUUGCUAAGAGAAGAAAAGGCCCAAGAAGAGUUCAAACUUAAGAAAGAAAAAGAAGAGGCUGCAAGAAAACGUCAAGAAGAAGAAGAGAGAAAGAUCAAAGAAGAAUGGGAAGAACAACAAAGAAAAGUAAGAGAAGUGGCACAGCAGAAGCAACAGCAGAAGAGAGAAAGAGAGGCAGCUGUGCAGAAGAUGCUGGAUCAAGCUGAAAGCCAGCUGGAGAAUGGUAUUACCUGGCAUAACCCAGAGCCCCCAGAGAAUAUAGGAACAGAGAAGGACAGAGCAAAUUGCCCAUUCUAUAUUAAAACGGGCUCCUGCCGAUUUGGAGACAGGUGUUCUCGCAAGCAUAACUAUCCAACAUCUAGUAAGACGCUACUUGUCCGAGGAAUGUUCCUUACUUUUGGCAUGGAGCAGUGCCGGAGAGACGACUAUGACACGGACGCGAGUCUCGAAUACAGUGACGAGGAGACCUACCAGCAGUUCUUGGAGUUCUAUGAGGACGUUCUCCCUGAGUUUCAAAAUGUGGGGAAGGUUGUUCAAUUCAAGGUUAGCUGCAACUAUGAACCUCACCUGCGAGGAAAUGUGUAUGUCCAGUAUCAGACGGAAAAGGAUUGUCAGGCAGCUCUUGCUCUAUUCAGUGGACGAUGGUACGCAGGACGACAGCUUCAUUGUGAAUUUUGUCCUGUGACAAGAUGGAAGACUGCUAUAUGUGGCUUAUUUGAAAGGCAGAAGUGUCCAAGAGGGAAACACUGCAACUUUCUUCAUGUAUUCAAAAAUCCAAACAAUGAGUUCUGGGAGGCCAAUAGAGACAUACGUAUUUCUCCUGAGCGGACUAAUCAGUUGUCUAAAAACUCUGAAAGGAGAAACAGAACAAGCCAUCGUGAUGACUAUUACAGCCGGUCGAGGAGAAGGGCCAGCCCUAGCCCAGAACAUUCUUACCGGAGAAAUGGAGAAUCUGAGAGAAAGAAAAAUAGCCGCAAAAGCAAGAAAAGACGCCGGUCUGGCAGGUCAAGAAGUCGAGAAAGGAGGAGAUCCCGCAGCAGAGGGAGGAAGAGGAGAGGUCGUAGUCGCAGCAGAAGUCAUAGUCGAACACGCAGUAAGAGCAGAAGUCGGAGUUCUUCUCGAUCCAGGAGUAGGGGUAAAAAGAGAUCAAGCAGCAGAGGAAAAAAUAGUGAAACUCCUAAAACAAAGUGAGAAUUACUUUUAGAAAUUGCUAAUUGAUCAAACCUAGAGCUGACAAAGAAAUCUCUCCAAUAGGGCACCAGAUAUAUUUGAGUUACAAAUAAAGUGUUCUUGCACAUUAAAAUCAGUUUCUUCCUAAUAAAGGAACCUAGUUUAUUGUGUGCUAAGCUUCAGAAAAUUAAAAGUUUAAGUCCUAUUAAGGUGUGAAUGUCAAGUACUCUAGCUACUCUGUCCCUCUGAACUACUGCAACAUCUGGAUGCGUACUGAGUACAAAAUAGAAAGAGAAGUAAAGCUUAUUUGGUAUAUGCUAAUUUCUGUGUUAUGUGUGUGUUAAGUGUUCACUGUCCCCAUAAGGAGUUAGUUCAGAACAGCCAGUGUGCUGUAAAUUCUCACCACAGCAUACUGCAAAUUGAAGUUUGUAAAAGACAGCCAUAUAUAUUUACCGUAUAUUUAUGGGAAAUCUUGUUCUAGACAAAGUAAAUGUAAUCAUGUUAUGAGCUGGAGAAAAGGGAUCUAAAGCUCCAGCACAGAAGAAACCUCACUGUUUUAUUGUACAGUACUUGCCCAGUAGGAGCUUUGUGGUCACAAUUGUUGGAUUAUUCUCUCUCCUGUGACUGAGCUGCUGAGCUAACUGCCUGUAAGGAUUGCAGUUGACCAAAAUUAAGUAGGAAUUACACAGAAGAACAAUCACUUUAUUCAGUACCUUAAUCCCCAACUAAGAGUGGACACCAUGCACUUGUAAUCCUGGAGUGAAAACAGAAAAUACUCCUUGUUGUAUAGCAUUUGUUGUUGAAAACAACCUGCCUAACUUUUGAUGCAGUAGUAGAAAAAGUGUAAAUCUGGUAACUGAAGAUGCAAAUGUAGCAGCAAAGGCUAAAGAUGAUUGCAAAGAUCUUGCAGAGUGGCUAAAGAAACUAAAGGAUUUAUACCUGAGAUAAUACUUCAGUUUUUGUGGGAGGAGGGCUUGGUUAAAGUGUUUUUUAGGCUUAUUUUAUAAACAAGUUUCAGGCACCCUACUGCCUAGCUUCCCUGCAGUCAAGGUGGAGAGUAGGGUAUAUAAAAAUGAAGUUAUCAGGACAAAACUUUUUUGAAAUGACAGCUAUAUUAGCAAAGUAACUGUAAUUAGCAAAGUCUUUAUAAAUAUUUCUUCGAUUUUGAAUGAAAAAUUUGUGCUGUUAAAUGAACUUGUGCUGUUAAAUGAACUGUACUUCACACUGCUUAACUUCAGGUAUUUAACUUAGGCAUCUUUAUAUAUUCAGAGAGAGAAGUGAGUAUCUCCCAAAAGAGUUCUUGGCACUUUAAGGUGCAGGUGCUCUGAACUGUCUGCAGAGGAACCUCCCUCUCUUCAGCCUUUCCAAAGAAUUUUAGGGUACAGCUGAGACCACCUAAGUUAGAAGCCUAAAGUAGACAGGAAAUACUCCCGAAUAGGUAUUUGUUAUGGCUUCAACAAUUUAGCAUAAAUUCCAGUAGAAAAUCUGGAUAUCCAAACUUUACUAUAGCAUUCCUCACAGCAAGAACUUUUUUCCCCCAGGAUAGGUAGAGUGAACAUUUGCUUCUGGAUAUAUAAAUAUAUAUAUAUAUAUAUAUAUAUAUUUUUGCUUUUCUAAAUGCAUACUGCACCUAGCAUGCUGAUUAUACAUUUUCCUCCUUUCAUGUGUAACUGUUGUCCAAUAUGGAGUAAUACAACGGAAGUGCUAUAUAUUGAUGUUCAGUUCAAACCCGACUUUGACUAUAUAUUGUCAUAACUAUAGGCAGAAUUGUAGCUUAGUUAAUUUGAUUAAAUGUUUUAGUUAUUAACAGAUGUAGGAAUUGUAAUUUAAUAGCAUAACUUUUGAAAUAAUGUAACUUCAUUUGAAAGGCCUAUUUUGAAGGAUAGACAGCACCAAGUUUUAAAUUAUAUUUGAAAAAUUUGUGACAACCAGUUUCUUAUACUGUAUCUUUUCUGACUGGACCUUUUAAGGACAGAUUUUCCCCAAGGCUUCAGUUUCUGCCUAGAUGCUCACAUGUCUAGUUCGGGCACUUAACGCAGACUGUGGCAAACUCAGGUUCAAUUCCCUGAAGUAGAAUUGAACUGGUAUUUCCUACCUGCUGAGACACAUCACCAACAGGCUAAUAAGAUACUCAUUUUCCCUGGUGCUGCCUUGCUUCCCAUAACUAAUAUUCUGGUAACCUAGCCAGCUGGUUGCGUCUCUCAGGUAGAAGAUGUAAUAUAUGCUCUCUGUUUCAAAGGGAAGGAGCCCUCCUGCAGUACGUUGUAUAUCCUCUUGUGUCAUGCAGCAGGCUAUUGCCAAGCAUUAUCUGUGGGAAAUUAAUCACCAAGAUCAGACAGAAGUGAAAUGGGUGAUGGGAUGCUUAUUUAUGAAAUUCUGUUACAAGUCAGGUGAAAUGAGCAAAGUAAGCCUCUGUGGGAUUAGAAACCAAGUGCCAACUAAGACCCAUGUGAGAAUUCCAUAGAUAAUUAGGCUCAUUCCCAGAGUUUUGUAAUGGGAUCUGGGAAGCUGAGCUGCUCUUUCUUUUUGUUUGUUUUUAAAUCUUACAAUAAAAAGCUUGCUCAGAGAUGCAUGUAAACAAUUAAAAUAUACUUUAUUUCUGUUACUACAAUGGCUGAGGCUUCAGCUUUUUACUUGAGAUCUGGAUCCAAAAUUACUGGCUAUACCCAUGUACCCAUGCAGCACAGGAUUGGUAGCUGUAAUUAUAAUUCACUUUCACAUGCAAUCUGUUUAAUACACAGAAAUUGUGUGCUGUAGAUCUGACACUUGGUAUGCAUUUGUUAGCAUGAAACCUGGAAUUCAACCAGUUUUCUAACUUCAAAGUUCAUAUAUUUCAGUAUUGUUUCCCUACUUCAUAAUAAGCUUAAGUAGCGAGUCAUAUGCAUGGUUUUGUGUUUCCUUGUUAGCUGAGCUAUUUAUUCUGAAGAGACAAAGAGACUAGAAGUUCUUAAAUGUUAAGCUUAAUUCUUUUUUCCAAAGGGGAAAAGCCCCAGAAGAACACAGAAAGGAUUUAAAUUUGCAAGGAAUAGCUUGUUCGCACUGUGGAUUAUUCUGCAUAAGCAGACCUUACAGAAUGAAUUGGCCAAGUUUAUUUUUCUCAAUGACUGCUUAAAGCAGUGGCUUUCAAAAACAUUUUUUUUUUUGAUCACAAGUUCUGCAGGAGCAGUUAGAGGAUCAGUUAGGUGCUUCAGGUUGAUUGCAAAAGCAGGUAUUGAUGCAGAGCUGCAAGAAGUGGCUUGGGGCAGCAAUGGGGCACUUAGCACCAGGGCCUGGAGGACGGAUGAUUAUGACUAGACAUCCCUGAAAGGCAAUGUCAGAAGGGAGAGCAGAAGCUGUUCCCACCUUUCUCCUGUCGAAGGUACAGUGUGUGCUCAAGCCUGAAAGUAGGAUAGCAGUUUUCGAAAACCAGAAGAGGAAUAAAGACAGCAUGGUAGGCCCUGCUGUAAGUGCACCAUACUUCAUAAGCACAGAAAGCAUUACUGCCUUGCAGUGUUUAGGCAGCAGGGACAGGCUUACAGCCCAACAGCAGCAUUGCCCUUGAGUUCACACUGGUGACUGCUUCCAUAUGAUUUCCCUUUCCCCAGUGCCAGCAGUGCUUGCCCAGAGCAGCUGGCUACCCUCACACUUGCGGCAGAAGGGUUAGUCCAUGUUCACACGCUGAAUGCAAGACUUGCUUUUACUGAGAGGAAGCAAGCACACAUGUGAAAAGGCCUUUCCUCUGCUUAGAGAGGUAGACAGUCUGAAACACAUCCUAAAUAACUUUCCAGCUUUAUCUCCUUCACUAGGAAGUCCUUCUCAGAUUUAGUUUUGCAUUACCACAUUUGGUUUAUCAGAAAGCACCCCAUAGGUUUAAACCCCAUAGGUUUAAAAAAACCUAUACCAGUAGAAUCAUUCUUGGGGGCACUAUUUUUCAAAAGAAAUACAAAAGCCUGCUAGAGAUGAUACUGGUUCCUGUUCUGGAUCAGCAGUUCUUGCAAAAAUGUGAAAAUCUAUGCUAGUUAAUAACUUAAAACUUAAUUUACUUGCCUACAUCAUUUAAAGAGUGCAGCUGAUUAUACUUUCACUGUGAGUCUGUGAUUUCUUUGUAAUUAAAAGGAAGUCCCCUAUUACUCCACAUACCCUUCUGUUCAGCACUGAUGUAUCAGUUAGCUGGACGCAAUAUCAUUCUCUGAUACAAAAAAAAAUACUUUGAAAUGACAUUGAGAAAUUACAGUUCAAUAAACUAUGAGACUGAUUAGAAAGCACCCAUUACAAGCAUAACCCAUUGAACACAGUAAUCUAACAAAGGCAGCCGUAGGGUGACUAUCAUCAUAGAGUUACAAACUCAAAAGGAACAGCAGAUAUUUAGGAAGGGCCUUUUCAAUUUAACAAGGACUGUAAGAUUCAACAGUGAAGCUGAAGACACUCAAAAUAAUCACCUGACUAAACAAUUUAGAAAUUGUAGUGGAUUCUUUAAUUUCUGAGAGAAGCAGGGGGGUUCAGAUAAGACAGGAAAACUAAGCAGCAAAAUCUUAAUUUCCCAUUAGAUUCAAGAAAUGCCCUAAGAGGGUAAACUUUCCCUAUGUUCUUGCUGAUAAUGUGUCUACCAGUUCAGUUCUUUUAGAAAGUGUGAGAACAGAUUCAUCAGAGAAGUUUUUGGUUGAAGCUAGGAUUGUGAAUGUUGCAUUGACUUGUUCAUAAUUCCAUGUAAGGAACUGAAUAUCAAGUUUGUAUGAUCCAGAAAAUGCUCAAUCAACACAUGGUUAGUUUUAAUUUUCAAAUGAACUGGUACUACCACAUCAAUUAAACAUCUGCUUUGAUAGAUUUCAUGUUUAAUGUGAUAAGCCCUCCGAAAACUUGCUAAUUUAUUGCUUUCUGUAGAAUUUAAAUGGAUGUAAAUAACUAAUCUUGGACACAGUACAUUCGCACAUUUUUUUAAUAAAGUGCUCAAGAGCAGGUUAAGCACUAAUAAAAUUUCCCUCUGUUUUUUUAA
Dromaius novaehollandiae (emu) is the source of this 6948-nucleotide messenger RNA. It is a transcript of the gene ZRSR2, whose product is annotated as zinc finger CCCH-type, RNA binding motif and serine/arginine rich 2. The record is from RefSeq and is a predicted model, not a curated record. Gene Ontology annotation, molecular function: metal ion binding; pre-mRNA 3'-splice site binding. Gene Ontology annotation, biological process: mRNA splicing, via spliceosome. Lineage: Eukaryota; Metazoa; Chordata; Aves; Casuariiformes; Dromaiidae. Gene Ontology annotation, cellular component: spliceosomal complex; U2AF complex. The transcript has 11 exons. The coding region runs from base 588 to 1997 and encodes 469 amino acids.